UUUAUGCAGGUGUAUAAUGUGUACGAAGUAGGUUGAGAGAUUGCUUCAAUCGUAUGUGUGUGUUGGUUGUGUGUUUGGGAAAUAGGGGUUCUAUUUGUGCUUAAUUACCCAAUAUGAUGCCAUUUGGAGUUGUUUUGUUUUAUUUUGUUUUGUUUUUUUUUUUUUUGGGUAAUUUCAACUUCGAGCAAAUUUGUAAUGAGAUUAUUCGGAAUUUCUGGCUAGACGAAUGGUUAAGCGAAUAAAUGCAGUUGAUAUCGAGAAAAGUUGUGAACAUAACAAUAAUCACCGUCAACGUGUUGGCAAGAAGCAACGGAGGAAGCAGUAGAGGAAAGACCCAUGUGAUUGUGCAGGUGUAUAAUGUGUACGAAGAAGGUUGAGAGAUUGCUUCAAUGGUAUGUGUGUUGGUUGUGUUUGGGAAGUAGGGGUUCUAUUUAUGCUUAAUUAUCUAAUAUGAUGCGGUAUGGAGUUGUUAUGUUUUGUUUUGUUUUGUUUUUUCUUUUUUUUUUUAUGUUUUUGGGUAAUUUCAACUUCUAGCAAAUUUUUAAUAUAAAUAUUUGGUGGCAUUUUAGUAUAUUUUAUCCAUCCUUUAACAAGAAUUUUUACUUGGACAAUUUUAAAAUUACGAGUUUUUGAAAUUAGAGAUAUUUUUUUUUUUUUUUUUUUUUUUUUACACUUUUCACCCAUUAUUCUACCCACCGACACAGCUGUUUUCAUUUCGCUUUCAUCCCAAAAAACCUGAAAACCAGUCCAAACCUAAAACCCAGAACCCUAUAAAUGUCUUCUUCGCUCGCUAUUAGCCACGUCCGCCACCUCUCAACAACUGCGGCCGCUGCAACUGACGCCGCCACUGCAACUGACGCCGCCGCAAUCUCCAUCUCCAAGGCCAUAGCAAAACUCAAAACCGAAUUCGACCCAGACAAAGCCCUCGAGAUCUAUUCCUCUGUCUCCCGCCACUACACCUCUCCUCUCUCCACUCGCUUCAUUCAGGAAUUCACCGUUAAGCGCCUUGCGAAGUCUCACCGAUUCUCCGACAUCGAAACCCUAAUCGAGUCCCACAAAAAUGACCCCAAAAUCACCCAAGAACCCUACCUCUCCACCCUCAUUCGAUCGUACGGCAUUGCGGGCAUGUUCGAUCACUCCCUCAAAACAUACAACCAAAUGGAGGAACUGGGCACACCCAGAACUACGACCUCAUUCAAUGCUCUUCUUGCGGCGUGUAACCAAUCGAAGCUAUUCGAUCAAGUACCCCAACUGUUCGAGGAAAUGCCUCAAAAGUUCGGAUUUUCACCUGAUAAAGUCUCUUAUGGUAUAUUGGUCAAGUCUUACUGCCAUUCGGGUUCGACUGAUUUGGCAAUUUCGAGAAUGAAAGAAAUGGAAGAGAAAGGAAUCGAAAUUACAGCAAUCACGUUCACAACAAUAUUGCAUUCUCUGUAUAAGGAGGGGAAGAGUGAUGAGGCUGAGAGAAUUUGGAAUGAGAUGAUGGAAAAAGGGUGUUCGCCUGAUAUCGCGGCAUACAAUGUUCGGAUAAUGCAUGUCCACGGUGGAGAGCCGGAGACUGUGAAGGGUUUGAUUGAGGGUAUAAGCAAUGCAGGGUUAAAACCAGACACCAUUACUUACAAUUAUUUGAUGACUUGUUAUUAUAAGCAUGGGAAGUUGGAAGAAGCUGAGAAGGUUUACCAAGGAAUGAAGGGAAAUGGGUGUCAUCCGAAUGUUUCGACCUUUAGGAUUUUGAUAUAUUAUUUGUGCAAGAAUGGGAAUCAUGAGAAGGGGUAUGAGGUGUUUAAGGACAGUGUGAAGUUUCAUAAGGUUCCCGAUUUCAAUACGUUGAAGCCUUUAGUGCAAGGGUUGGUGAAGAAAUCUAAAAGGAAGGAGGCCGAAGAUUUGAUUCGGACUAUGAAGAAGAAGUUCCCCUCUAACCUUUUGAAUGCUUGGAAGAGACUCGUGGAGGAUCUCGGUUUGGCAGCUGCUGAUUCUUCUGGUGAAAACCAAGAGGAAGGAGGCAAAAGGGUUGGUGAUUUGGUGGAAGGGUCGGUGAAGAAACCGAAAAGGAAGAAGGCCGAAGGGUUGAUUCAGAGUACGAAGGGGUUCCCUUCUAACCUUGUGGAUGCUUGGAAGUGACAGUAGGAGGAUCUUGGUUUGGCAGCUGCUGAUUCUUCUGGUGAAAACCAGUCCUUUUGCAACUAGAGUGAUUCACUUUGCCUGAAUUUUGAGUUUGAGGGAUGAUGUGAUACCGUGAAAUUCAUUCCAGAGCUUCCAUUGAAGGGUACUUAAUGCUUUGAAAGAGGGACAAGACAACAGCUUUGAUUUGUUUUCAUGUUAGUGUUAGUAUUUGACUUGUUGCAUGUAAAUUUUGGUUUCCCUUUGUGCUUCUUUAUCCUUCUUUCUUAGCUAUCCUUUCUGAGUCAAGAUUUGUCAUGCCACUGCUAUUGUCGAUAUGAAUGUUAACAAUAUCAUCCGAUAGAUAUAAUCUGGCCCAAAAAGUAACUCUUGUUCUAUAUUUUCUAUAAUAUGUCUUCUACUUUUUGCGUGA
This is a messenger RNA of Cornus florida, 2530 nucleotides long. RefSeq names its product small ribosomal subunit protein mL103 (rPPR7)-like. Gene Ontology annotation, cellular component: chloroplast. The transcript has a single exon. The record is from RefSeq and is a predicted model, not a curated record. Bases 775 to 2118 code for a protein of 447 amino acids. NCBI's taxonomy places the organism in Eukaryota, Viridiplantae, Streptophyta, Magnoliopsida, Cornales, Cornaceae. Gene Ontology annotation, molecular function: protein binding.